This is a messenger RNA of Xenopus laevis (African clawed frog), 2368 nucleotides long. It is a transcript of the gene proser3.L, whose product is annotated as proline and serine-rich protein 3. The record is from RefSeq and is a predicted model, not a curated record. Bases 415 to 2253 code for a protein of 612 amino acids. NCBI's taxonomy places the organism in Eukaryota, Metazoa, Chordata, Amphibia, Anura, Pipidae. The transcript has 13 exons.
GCACGACGGGAAUCGUGGGUGCCGGAAGCAGUAAGAUAGGCGGCUCCCGUCGUGCUUUGCGCGUUGACAGUUGCUAGGAGACCAGCGGCCGGAAGCGCGGGAGGUUUGACUCCAGGGAUGGGGAGGAAGUAUAUGGAAUGACAGACUGGCUUGACCCUGCUGUUAUGUGGCUGAAGAGCCUGCUGUAGUUACAUCCGAGCUGGGCACUGGCAUUACUACUGUCAUUUCUACUGUCCACAUCCUUUCCUUGAAUUAGCUCAGACUGAACUACAAUUCCCAUAAUCCCCUGAAAGUUUUGGCAACAAGGGGAGGCCUUUAGUGCGAAACAGCAGUUGCUAGUAGGGCUAAUCCUGCAGUUGGAGAAGGCAAAGUGAAGCAGCCGGUGCACAAAGUACAGUUCUACCGACCGUGAGGAUGAGCAGCAGUGAACCUGUAUUCUCCAGUCAGGGGGAUCCAUUCCCAUCUCCAGUAAGAGGCAGGACCCACUAUUGCCCAUCAAAGACAAAGCCUCUAACAGAAGACCAAAAGCAAUCUGUUCUCAGCCCAAGUCGGCUUUAUUCCCUGUCACCUCAUCUCUCUGAUUCAUUGAGUCCACCGGACCUUAGUUUUCUGGGAGGUAUCCAGCGGUUGGUGUCUGGGGCCCCUGAGUCUGAUUCUUCUGGGCCGUUUGAUGAAUCCUGGCCUUCCACUGAUGGGAGCUCUUCUAAGACGCCGGAAAGAGAUGAGCGACUGACUGUACCUGGUACUGGGCAGGUACCUUACUCUACUGAGCCAUCAUCUCAGGACUCCGUCAUUGCUAGGUACUUGGAAAGGUUUCGAAGUGGACGUCCUACCAGCCGACUGGAUCGCUCUCCUCCCAGUGUUGGAAUGAAAGAUUUCUGGUGGCUACAGACAUCUCCUGACAGCCUUGAUGUAGUCAGGAAUCACUCUGUUACAGGAGUCAAGUCUUCUACAAGAUUCUCCCCGCAUAAACUUGAGAUGAGCCCACCCUGUCAGGAUAUGUCUCUAAGUGAUUCCAAGUUGUAUUCUAAUCAUGUGGACAUCCUGAGCCUUCAGGAGAAAGCAGGAAAGCUUAUACUCCAGAGUGAAUCAUCUCUUAGCAGCGUGGGCGCCGUGAGUUCUGAAGGCAUUGGAUCCUCUCCAUCAUCCAACGUCUCAAGCACAGGUUCUGACCAAAGCAGACAAAGUUUCGCUGUACCAAGUCAGCCAGUUCCAUCCACUGAGAGGCGCAUUCCAGCUCUGACCCCUGCAGCCGUAGGAAGAUUUUCUGCAUUAGCACCAGAGAAUGACAUUCUGUAUCAGUGGCGUCUGCGGAGGAAAAUGGAACAGGCAAGGGAAGGAACCCUGGCACCUCCAACCCAGAAACGGACCUUCUCUCCUCCAGUCAGAAUCCCCAAACAGGUGCCGGUCGCUAUGGAUUCUACUAUUUCAGAGCACUUCAGAGAGUCCCAGAAAGUCACCACUGACCCAAGUGAUGCCAUUUCUGAUAGGCAGGAUUGUAUUCCUAGUUCUUGCCUUGACAACAUACCCAUUGCUAGUCCAUCUCUAAGCAUUCAGACUUGCACUGUCCCUCCCCACUUUCACCUUCAGUGCGAUAUCCUUCCUUAUGUACACGGUCAUCCCUCAUUGUCCUGUAUCACGCACACACAGGAGAAGGAAAGGGUUAAACCUGGUGAUCCCCACCCUCUCCCUCCAGAUUCCAAUGAUCUAGCUAAGCAUCACCAGAAACUCUUACCAACCAGGAAGCCCAAAAAAAUGCCCUGUCCUCAGCCAGACCUGAAGCUGGCAGAGCAACAAGAGCCCAAGCAGGUGGAGCGCAAGAAAGAGAAGCAGAAACAAACAAAAUUGGGACUGGCAGAAAGAAAAGAAAAAAUGGCAGAGCACGUGCCCUUGGGACCCUCAUUUAAUCGUGCUGUCGGGGAGGUUAUCUCAGAGAGGCUGUUUUCACCAUCCCCAACUCCACAACCCAAGGCUGAAAAUAGAAAUGAGAAGCAAACUCCUCCGCCUUCACCUCCACCUGAGAAGCAAGCUCCUCCCCCUUCACCUCCAUCCAAUCAGCUGCAGCCACUGGAAAUCGCUGCACAGCUACUGGAAGAAGCAGAAGACUCUGAUGGAACAGACUUCGAAGAUGACCCAUUGCUGCACGUUCUGCGAGAACAUCGGAAGGCUCUGCGAAGGAGACUCCUGGCUGUGAAUGAAAGGCUUUCUGAACUGGAGGCGGAAAACAGAGCUGCUCCAUCACCCCUCCCAUGAUGCAUCCCUUCCUUACCUUUUUAUAUAUGUGUAAGUCUCUCUAUUUAUAUCUUUUUGUAUGUGACCAGUAGAACGACGGGUUCCUUGUUCCGUGAAUAAAAUGUACAUUUGCACA